Hibiscus syriacus is the source of this 1615-nucleotide messenger RNA. Its product is annotated as OVARIAN TUMOR DOMAIN-containing deubiquitinating enzyme 7. Lineage: Eukaryota; Viridiplantae; Streptophyta; Magnoliopsida; Malvales; Malvaceae. The transcript has 12 exons. Gene Ontology annotation, biological process: protein deubiquitination. The record is from RefSeq and is a predicted model, not a curated record. Gene Ontology annotation, molecular function: cysteine-type deubiquitinase activity. Bases 75 to 1226 code for a protein of 383 amino acids.
CAAUCUAAUUUCGAGAUUUGUCAGGACGACACAAAUCCUAGUAAUUUAUCGAAGAAGAACAAUCCGGUGAACCAAUGGUAAAAACUAGACAACAAAAAGCCAAACCCAAAUCCAAAAACCAAGUAAAAAAGCAGGGAAAGCAAGCAGAUAUCUCACAGUUUCUUGCCCAGCUCGAUGCAUUGGACCUAAAAAUCAUCAAAGUGACUGCAGAUGGUAAUUGUUUUUUCAGGGCCCUUGCUGAUCAGUUGGAAGGUGACGAAGAGCAACAUGGAAAAUACCGCUGCAUGGUGGUGCAAUAUAUAGUGAAGAAGCGUGAAAUGUUUGAACCCUUUAUCGAGGAUGAUGUUCCAUUUGAUGAAUACUGUCAGUCCAUGGAAAAAGAUGGCACAUGGGCUGGACAUAUGGAACUGCAGGCAGCUUCUCUUGUUACUCGCAGAAAUAUAUGCAUACACCGGAACAUGUCACCACGCUGGUACAUAAAGAAUUUUGAUGACAGAGCAACUCGCAUGGUACAUUUAUCAUAUCAUGACGAGGAACACUACAAUAGUGUAAGAUCAAAAGAAGACCCCUGUAAUGGGCCAGCAAUUCCAAUAGUAAUUAAGGCGGAUGCUGGUAUCUCAGCAUCAUCUAAUCAAGCAAAAGCUGCAGUUAGUAAGCCAAAGGGGGCAACUGGUAAGGACUGUAUCAAUGCGGGAUCAAUCAAAUUAGUAAUGGCCGGAAGUGGUUGUGAAAGUGUUGAAAAAGUUGAACAGGUUUUACUACAAGUGGAUGGUGAUGUUGAUGCUGCUAUCGAGUAUUUGAUAGCAGAACAAGGGGCUGAAGAAGGUGCAGCCCCAGAUGAUUCACAUUCUUGUCAUGCAAAUGGUUCUUAUGGUAAUGAUGAAAAUGGAAACAAUGAACAACACAAGGAAGAAACUGUAGAGAAGACCACAGAACAAGAUCCAUCUAGUGAUGGCACUAAAACCCUUGAUGGUAGCACUUCUCAGUUGGAUGAAAAGAAGAUUCCAAGAAACAAGUUAUGCCCUUGUGGAUCAAAGAAAAAAUACAAGGCUUGUUGUGGAUCUGUCUCAGGAAAGUCCUCGAAUAAGCUAAUAGUUAACCAAACAAUGGAGGUCAGAAAGGGUAAAAAGGAGCGGAAACAAGGCAAGAAAGGAAUAUCUGCCAAAUCUGCAGCAUCUCCUGGAUCUGAUGGAGGGCCACCUGACAUGGGAGCACUUUGCAUAUGAUCUUAGUAUCAUAUCUAAUACAUGCCAUUGGUAGGAUCUUAUCCUUUCAAGCUCUUCCAAUUUGGUUCCAACUGUCCGACGUCGACGUAUUCUGGCAGUCUCUGGAAAAUGAAUAUGAAUGCUCCAUGCCCUCUUUCCGAUGCUCGUUGUUUAUUCCCGGGAUUCCUUAUCCAUCCAAUUGUUACGCAGGCAGGAUUGACAGUUUCUGCUUAUCCACGCCCAACUUUAUUUUUGAGAUUCCUUGUAAAUAGGUCUUAAGUAUCUUUGGCAAAACAUGAAAUUAUACAAACAUAGAAUGACAACGAAAAGAGAAGUAAUAGAAAUGGUAUAGAUUCUUGUUUUAAAGAUGCUACUUUACAUUGUUUAACAUUCGAUCUAACUUUUAAGUA